Messenger RNA from Phytophthora nicotianae INRA-310, 183 nucleotides. RefSeq lists its product as hypothetical. The coding region runs from base 1 to 183 and encodes 60 amino acids. The transcript has 3 exons. The record is from RefSeq and is a predicted model, not a curated record. NCBI's taxonomy places the organism in Eukaryota, Oomycota, Peronosporomycetes, Peronosporales, Peronosporaceae.
AUGGGGGAUGCUGAGGAAACUCAAUUGAACGGCUUCGAAGAGAGCAUUGACGCAAAUCAAAAAGGAGAUGUCAACGAGCGCCGUAUGGAGCAUUUCCGUCAGCCCUGUAAUGACUGGGUUGUCGACACCGUGGUCGAGGACGUGGAAGCAGUCGAGGGCGACGCGGAUGACGAUUUGAGCUAG